Molecule: messenger RNA, 1221 nt
Organism: Myzus persicae (green peach aphid)
Lineage: Eukaryota; Metazoa; Arthropoda; Insecta; Hemiptera; Aphididae
Exons: 6
Coding region: 1-1221 (406 amino acids)
Biological process (GO): detection of chemical stimulus involved in sensory perception of smell; sensory perception of smell
Cellular component (GO): plasma membrane
Molecular function (GO): olfactory receptor activity; odorant binding
Source: RefSeq, a predicted model, not a curated record
AUGGACAAGUUGAGAGUCGAAGAAUUUUCCAUUAACUUAGAACUAAUGAAACGUUUCCGGUUCUAUCACAUAUUUAAUCCAAACGUUACAACGAUUUUCAACUUUAACGCUUACCGAUUAUUACUGUUUCUUUGCGGAUCAAUUAUGAUUAUGAUUAUCGUUUACAGCACGUUGGGUUUUUUUGUCGAAAUGGACGAUACACUGAGUUAUAUAGAUUUCUUUGUAGUCAUAUUUGUUAUGAUCGUUUUAUUUUUAUGCUAUUGGAGGAUUUGCAUUUUUUUGUACAACGCAGACGCCAUUCAUGACUUGUUCAGCAUUUCGCGGAUUGAUUUUUUGAACAGUAAACAUUGUUGUAAAAAUGUAAACGUACUUUACGACAAUCGCGACAAAUCGAUUAAAAUCUCCAAUUACUUUUUCUUACUCUCGACGACAGUGAUGUCGCAAUGGAUUAUUUUUCCUCUCGUGGUCAUCGCAUUCACAAAGCCCGAAGACGAAAAUACCCGAUUCCAAAACAUCUUGAACUUACGUUAUCCUGUAUCAACUCACACUUUCAAUCAAUAUUAUUACAUAUUUUAUUUGAUUGAAGUAGCGGUAGCAGUAUUUACUAUGUACGUAAUGAUCAUGCCAGACAUACUUUUAAUGUCUUUCUGUUGGGUUAUAAUGGCUCAACAGGAAGUCCUCAUUCGGGCUUUCAAAAACAUUGGAUACGAAGAAAACUCCCAAAUAGUGUAUUAUGAAGAUUUUAAAUCAAUUCUAGGUGAUCAAUUGCAACUUAAUCUGAAAAUAAAAUUAUUUUAUUCAGUUGUGCGGUCUAUUAUAUUAACAUACGUUGCUAUUAUAUCAACAACUUUCAUAAUGGUGACAUAUGUGUUAAUUCUGGUUUGCUUGUCAAAGGAAUCACAUCCUGUUCUUAACAUUAUCAAGCUCGGAUCAUCAGCAAUCUACAUGUGCUUACUCUUAUUUUUAUAUUGUUAUUUAUUCGACAGUAUGAAUAUUAAAAGGCAAUCCAUUAACUCUGGCAUAUACUCUUGUGAUUGGACAAAAAUGGAUGUAUCAUUUAAAAAGUUAUUAUUAUUAACGAUGCAGAUGAAUAAUGCUAAUAAUUUAGUGAUAAAAGCUUCGCCGACAAAAAUCGUCGACUUACAGUUAUUCGCCAACAUCAUAACAAUGUCUUAUAAUAUUGUUUCCGUCAUGCUGAAAGCAGUGGAAACCACGAGUUAA